Molecule: messenger RNA, 1212 nt
Organism: Chlamydomonas reinhardtii
Lineage: Eukaryota; Viridiplantae; Chlorophyta; Chlorophyceae; Chlamydomonadales; Chlamydomonadaceae
Exons: 5
Coding region: 113-586 (157 amino acids)
Biological process (GO): electron transport chain
Source: RefSeq, a predicted model, not a curated record
CUCAAGAGUCAACUAGUUACAAAUGCAGCGCUCCAUACUGUCCGCUCUUCUCCCGCGGCUCCCUUUGGGAGUCCGCGAGUUUGCCACGGCCUCUGCCGAUUAUAGCAUCGCCAUGAAGAAGGCAGCCGAAAUCACGGGAGCUGCGGAGAGCGCUAUGGGGCCAAAGGAGGGUGGCUUCACCGCUGGCGUUCCACUGGACACCUUCACGCGCAAGGCCCGCAUUUAUGCGCCUGCGCGCACUGCGUCGCAGUCGGGGCUAGCUCGCACAGUGGAUUUUGCGACUACCACCCCCGCGUGGAAGAUUGAAUUUGAGCCGACUGCUAAGUGGCAGAAUCCCCUGAUGGGCUGGACCAGCUCGGCGGACCCUCUGGAGAAUGUGGGCCGCUCCGCCCUCGUGUUCUACACUAAGGAGGAGGCGAUGCGCUUCUGUGAGAAGCUGGGCUGGGAGUAUGAGGUGACGGAGCCCAACAAGCGCCGCACGCAGCGCACCAAGCGGUACAUGCAGUACGGCGACAACUUUGGGACGAAGCGCGCCGGUGUUCCCGACCUGUCCACGCUGCCGUCCAACCGCGCCGCGGCCAAGUGAUGGCGUGAGCGCUGCUGAGGACGCGGCGCGGCUCCGCGGCGCGGUGAAGAGGAGCAGUGCAUGCGGCAAAGGCCUCUCACGCGUUUGGGCAUGUCGUUGCAACGGGAGCGGCUGCUUGCCCGAUGCAUGAUGGUGGUUGUGUAUGACGGUGAUUGUGAUCAUCGUAAGGCCUGCACAUGGGUCACCGAUGCGUGCGGUAUGCAGUGAGGGCUGGCACACGAGCAUGCGUGGCCAAGUGAGCGUUCUGGAGCUUAUUAUCUUUUAGGGAUGCGACACUGACCUGCGCAAGUGACCCCGUGCCCCUGAUAACGUUGGCAGAGUAUAGUACGCCGCAAUAAAAGUUGCAGGUAGCGACGAGGGUGAUGAUUCACCCUCUUGACUGGCACUGGUAGUCCCGUACUGAACGGCACAUAACUGGAAAGACAUUAAGCCUCUUUGUAUCUGUAAAGCACAGGGCGUAGGGCGUGUAGGGCGAAGGCGGUCCGUCACUGGACAGUGGCCACUCCGCGCGGGUGGGGCGCGGCGUCUGGACGACGUGGGGUGGCCUGUUGAGACCCCCCCCCCCCCCCCCCCCCCGAGACCAGGAGAAGAUGAAAAGGCCGCUGUGUCUGUAAUCAUAUCCUCAA